Molecule: messenger RNA, 444 nt
Organism: Lactuca virosa
Lineage: Eukaryota; Viridiplantae; Streptophyta; Magnoliopsida; Asterales; Asteraceae
Source: the annotation of a GenBank genome assembly
AUGAUGGACGAGGCUGUCGGCGAGCCAACACCACAUAGCCCGAUACGCCCAAUGAUCUCACUAGAGACGGCCAACACCCCAAUAACACCACCACCUCAGAUGACCGGUGCGGCAUCUGAGGCACCACCAUCCGGUGGCCCGCCACCUUCCCUUGCAACAGCUGCUUCUUUCGUUACAACCUACACACCAAUACCCAUACUGAAUAGCAUAACGCCACCGUUGUUCCCUAAUGACGGCAGACGUAAUCCGCCCACUUUACCUCCUAUUACGCUAUUUUUUCCAAACAACGCUGGUUUCAGUUUCUUACCAUUACCCAUGCACACCAUAAAUGAGCAACGGAAAACGACAAUCAUAACACCAUCGUUGAACGGGAUGCCCUCGCUUACGCCCACAACACCGGCGAAUAACACUGCUAAUGGCCCAAGUGUCAUUCUCCAAGCGUAA